AUGCUCCUGCCACCCCAGCUGCUCCGAGCGGCCCGCCGUAGUGUGGGAAUCAGCUGUGGAAGGCAUCUGUUCCCUGCCUUGUGCAAUCAUCAGCAUCAGCAGCAGCACAACCAUCUCUAUGGCAUCUAUAGGAGCAGCAGGUGCGUGCACACGGAAGUGUGUGCGGGGAAGGAAGAGGAAAAGGGGGCUCUAAGUGACCUUGAGUCUGAACUGGUGGUCGUGGGCUGCGGGCAGAUGGGCACUGGAAUUGCGCUGACUGCUGCGAGGCAUCUGGCAGGAACACGCGUCACAUUGCUGGACAUAUCAAAGACGCAGCUGCAGCGGGGCCGCAAGUUCUCGGAGCUGUGGGUGCAGAAGGAAGUUGGCAAAGGAAAGCUGGAGCCAGCAGCAGCUGAGAGUCUGUUGCAACGUUUGUCUUUUAUCUUCCUUGAUCCAGAAGUUUUAAUUUCACUGGACGCAUCGGCAGCACCCGAAGCUGUGCGGCGCUCUACAUUUUGUCUAGAAAGCGCCAGCGAGAACUUGGCUAUUAAGAGGAACAUUUUUGCCCUUUUAGAUUCUGCUGCUCCGCCUACAGCAGUCCUUGCAACAAACACCUCAUCUAUCUCCAUAACCAAGAUAGCUGCCGCCACCCGCAGCCCCCACAGAGUCAUCGGGAUGCAUUUCAUGAAUCCUGUGCCGGUGAUGCCGCUGGUAGAGAUCAUAUCUGGGCUUGACACAGACGAAAACACGAAGCUGCGCACUGAACAACUGGCAUUUCAAAUGAAAAAGACAACUGCUCACGCGCUAGACAGGCCAGGCUUCGUCGCCAACCGCCUCCUCAUGCCGUACCUCAAUGAGGCGGUGUUUGCUCUGCAGGUGAAUGAGGGUUUGGGAUGCACAGGGAAAGCGAUGACUGAAUCUCCUUAG
Eimeria mitis is the source of this 906-nucleotide messenger RNA. RefSeq names its product 3-hydroxybutyryl-coA dehydrogenase, putative. The record is from RefSeq and is a predicted model, not a curated record. The transcript has a single exon. Gene Ontology annotation, molecular function: NAD+ binding. The coding region runs from base 1 to 906 and encodes 301 amino acids. Lineage: Eukaryota; Apicomplexa; Conoidasida; Eucoccidiorida; Eimeriidae. Gene Ontology annotation, biological process: fatty acid metabolic process.